AUGAGCCUCCCACCGAUGCCCGAUAAUGUGCUGAACAGUGGCACUCCGGAGGGGACGUCCUCGACGCUGUCCAUGUCAGAAGAUGCAUGGGACUUGCUGGGUCUGAGUGCUUCUGAUGCCAUGAAUGACCGAGACUUACACAUCAAGAACGGCCAGGUGUGCCUCUUGACAGGUGGAGAUUACAUGAAUGCCAAGAGGAGGUAUGCUUUGGACAAUCGUGAAGCCCAAAGGGCACAAUGGCGACAGCAAGCGGAGCAGCGCUUGGCCAAGGCCGAGUCUCGGCGUGGGGGCAUUGAGAAGGCCGCGGCCGAGGGUGGUGUGAUGAAGACCCAGAAGUUCACCUGGAGUAAGGAUGGAGCCAAGUCCUUCGAAUGGCGGAAGAUCUAUCACGCUCUAGUGGGCAACGUGGGUCCUGGCGAAGGUGGUUUGCUAGCAGAGGCACUGAUCACCCCUACCUCCAUGCGGAUGUAUACCGACCAUCGAGUUAUGGGCCAGGUGGUGUUGCCUGGAGUGUCGCACGUAUCCCUCAUGGCUGCAACUGCGUCUCAGGGCUUCCCGAACCCUGGGGGUGGCUUGGGUGAUUGGCACAUCAGUGUCAAGGAGGUUCUCUUCGAGCGGCCGUACAUUGUCCACUCUGGCGCUGAGCUCAUUGCCGCCAUAGCCAAUGGUGUAGACCCAUCGACUGUUCAGGCCAUGGCUGGUGGACUUCCCAUUCCCAUGACUCCCGUCGGUGUGCCAACCACAUACUGCCGUGCCACCAACGUUACCAAGGAGCGUGGCAUUGUGAAGUCUACGCUGGCUCGUGUGGCGCACUACUUGGCGCACAGGCUGGAUGGCUCGAUGUUGGGCUCGCGGGUGACUCUGACAGAUCUCAUCCAGGGCGUGCACGACGGAGGGGUUUCCAAGGAGACCUCUGAAGUCUUUGAAGACAUCUUGGCAUUCCUACUUCACCUCCGACCAGCUAAUCUCCAAGUGCCGUGGGAGCUGAAGGCCAUCAAGAGCCAGUUGACCUCCACCGGGCUGCUUGCUACCCGCCGCGGCGGUGACGGCAAGGACAUCGUCAAGGUGAGCUGUACUUUCACUGACAAGGUCAUGCAGGCCCUGCUCGAAACUAAGCACCUGCGCGCGGACCUGGAAGACGAGGACCUAGGCAAGGGCUGCAUGAGCAUGGAGUACGCCGCCCUCCUGGCGAACCUCCUUUGCUGCGAGUCCGCUUCAACAAACCUCAAGGCCUGCGUCUGCAGACUGAUCAUCUCUGACGAGGCCAUCGGCGAGAAUGGCCAAGCAACGGUGCUGGCGGACGGUCUCAUGCAACUGAUAUGGACAGGUGCCUCCUUCCUUGUGACCUAUGCCUGUGCGGCCUUGGUGAACCUUUGCCAAAGCCAUGAAGUUGUUCGAAGUCAUCUGAUCCACAACGACAUCAUCCCGCUCUGCAAGCGCAACAUACGGACGUAUGAUGAUGACCUUGCGCUCUACUCGCUCAUGGUGCUGGGCCAGCUGACGAAGAGAUCCAAUCAUCGUGCUUCCGUGGAGAAGCACGGGCUGCUGGAGCUUUGCAUCGGCUUCCUUCAAUUACUCCAGCACCAGGCAGAAACCAGGUGGCGCGUGCUGGCGGAGCUGUGCAACAUAUUGGGACAGCUUUGCAUCGACGAGGGCCCGAGGAACACCGCAAUGGCACCGGACAACAAGGUCUAUGAUUCCCUGAUGGUACUCAUGGAGUCCUCCAUGUCCAAAGGUCUAUCGCCGAUGCCCGACUGGGGUCUAAAACUCCAGAGCAAGGUGUUACUGGCGUUGCGCUCGAUCUGCCACGGGCUGCGCAGAGAUCAGGUUUGCGAACACCCCAUCUUGCCAAAGCUCAUCACUGCGUUGGGUGAUCAUGACAACCUGGAAAAUGCGGAGUGGCUGCAACAGGCUGUGCUCCUUUUCUCAGUCAUGAGCAACAGCAGGGACAAAGGCAUCCCGGCGCUAAAGGCAGCUGGCUGGGAAAAGAUCUAUGGAGUGAUGAGCUCCUGCCCAGCUGCCGCUGCUCGGGAUGCUCUCCGUGACAGGAUGCUGGCCAUCAACAACAGCAUCGCUGGUCAGAGCAAGUAG
Messenger RNA from Symbiodinium natans, 2091 nucleotides. NCBI's taxonomy places the organism in Eukaryota, Dinophyceae, Suessiales, Symbiodiniaceae. The record is from the annotation of a GenBank genome assembly.